AUGAAGAGAACGAGAGAAGAGGUUGUUGGUGUAGACAUGGAUAAAGUUCUUAUGCUGCUAUCAUAUAGGUUAGAAACCAAGUUCAAAAGAUGUUCGUCUUCCCCAAAUGAUGUAUUCGAGUGCAAAACUUGCAACCGGAAAUUCCCAUCGUUCCAAGCUCUUGGUGGCCACAGAGCAAGCCACAAGCCAAGGUCGACGGUAAUGGACACCGAUCAAGACCCGAAAAGUGAGACCAAAUUGAUGCAAAGCAAGCUGAAAAAGCACGAGUGCUCCAUAUGUGGGCUGGUGUUCAGUUCAGGACAAGCUUUGGGGGGUCAUAUGAGAAGGCAUAGCAUAGUGAAUUCUCGGUUUUCUGCUACCAUUCCGGCUAGCAGUGCUUCAAAGAUGAAGACUCCGGUACUAAUGAGGUCGAAUAGUAAGAGGGUAAUGCGUUUGGACAUGGACCUGAACUUGACGCCUUUAGAGAAUGACUUGAAGCUGUUGUUUGGGAAUAUGGCUCCAAAAGUUGAUACUUUGUUUUCAUAG
Fragaria vesca subsp. vesca is the source of this 525-nucleotide messenger RNA. RefSeq names its product zinc finger protein ZAT11-like. The coding region runs from base 1 to 525 and encodes 174 amino acids. Gene Ontology annotation, biological process: response to stress; response to chitin. The record is from RefSeq and is a predicted model, not a curated record. The transcript has a single exon. Lineage: Eukaryota; Viridiplantae; Streptophyta; Magnoliopsida; Rosales; Rosaceae.